AUGCCUUCUUCUCCAGUCGUGGCCAACAAUAGUCACUCUGCACCUGCGUUGCCUCUUGUUACAAGCAUACCUCUACCUCUUCCCGAGUACAUCGUUCGACUGGCUCGUACACGCUUGGAUCGCGAGAUCGUGCUCAUUCUAGACGAUACUGGCAGGCCGUCGGACGCUAGAAUCUCCUCCUUGACGUGGCGACAUGUUCUUACACAUGUGCAUCGUCGUGCUGGGUUUAUCCUCAAGGCAACUGGUAGGGCACCGCGCAAGCUGGGAGAAGAAGCAGUCAAUGUCGGAUUAUUGGCCAGAAGUGACUACUCGUAUUUUGUCACCCUUAUGGCGAUGAUUAUGCUUCGUUGGACUGUUCUGCUCAUCUCUCCGCGUAAUUCACCAGAGGCCAUCAAAUCCCUUAUGCAAUCCGUCGGCGGGGUGUAUUUGAUCGUUGAUGCUGAGUCGAGCGCGCUCGCAGCGAGUGUCGCCAGUAACUCUUUCGAGACAGUCCAUGCUCCGAAGGACGAUCAUGUAGCAGAUCAACUCACAUCUCAGUCUGAGCUUGCUGAGUGGGAUAAUUUUCUCGGUUAUGCCACAGACUUGAACUUGGCCGAAGAGGCCCGCAGGCCUGUGGUGCAUCUGCACACCUCUGGCUCCACAGGCACGUGUAUCCUUGAACUUUUUCCAAUAUUCAGUCUCAUGGGCUAUGUUGAUAAAGGCCAUCCGAAGAAGAUCCCCUGGACCCAUGAGUUCACGGUGACUUUGUCCCACGUAAUGCGCAAGGAUCGUCCGGAGGCGGUUGACACGAUUGUCUAUACACCGCUGCCUUUAUACCACGCUACUGGACACACCUUAUCGAUUAUCACUCUUCUUGGGACAGGAGGUGUUUAUACCUUUGUCAAUACACGUCACCCUAUCUCGGUAUCACUCGUAUUACGCCAACUUUCACUCUUCGGACCUAAGCUACAGGACGUCGACCUCGUGUUAGCUCCAAGCAUCAUAGAAGAUCUUAUCGGAGGUGAAACGAAGGACCAAGGACUACAGGCUCUUCGCACGGUGCACAUGGUUCUGUUCUGCGGCGCACCUCUCAAAAAAGAUAUUGGCGAUUUCCUAGUCAAGAGUGGUGUCUGUCUCAUGGCCGGUUAUGGAAUGACAGAGACAGGCUUACUAGCGCGCAUGUCUCCUAGCGUUGACAGGGACCCGUUGGACUGGGAUUACUAUUGCUUCCUCGACGACUAUAACGUCAAGCUGGAUCCUGUAGACGAAGCUGGCUUGUUGCAUAGUUUGCUUGUGAUGCCGGGCACAAUCACGCCUUGUGUACUCAAUCAAGGCGAUCCGAUUGCUUUCAAGACAGGUGAUCUGUGGCUUCACCACCCCGAUCCAACGAAAGCACACUUGUGGAAGCAUGCGGGACGCGCAGACGACGUGGUUCGUCAUUUGUCGGUCUUGUGUCCUCGUACCAAUCGUUUUCCAGAUACACUCCUCCGCAUAUCUCCUCAUAUUACACAUACCGCCAUCUUUGGCUCUGGCAGAUUCAUGAACGGUGCUAUCCUCGAGCCGUCAGCUCCUCUCGUCCCAUAUACUACCAAGACCGUCUCCGCCUAUCUCGACGUUGUCUGGCCACAUAUAUUCGACCAUGUCAAUCCCAUUUUACCCCAACACUCUCGCCUUGUUCGCUCCCUCGUACUUGUGGCCAAGCCUGACAAGGCGAUGCUGCUCACAGAUAAGGGUACUGUGAAGGUGAAGCUGACAUUGGCCAUGUAUGAGGAAGAAAUCGAGCAAGCGUACCAGGCCAUGGAGGAUGGUGAGGGACUAGAACUUGGCAUGCCACAAUCUGGCUUCCUGCCAGGGGAUGUGAAUGCACUGAGGCGAUUUUUGCGUGCAGCCAUGGCCAAUGUGCUGCACCACGCAGUUGGAGAUGAGGACGACUUGUUCGAUGCGGGUUUGGAUUCUCUUCUUGCGAUCAGAGUUCGAUCGUCUAUCGUUUCAGCGAUCAGGAGGUCGGGACGUUCGGCGCACGUAUCCAGGAAUGUCGUCUAUUCAUACCCCACUAUAUCGUCUUUGGUCCACUUCCUUCAAACUGCUCUUGCGUCGGAUAGCGAAGCGGGCCACUCCGAGGACAUUCAUAUACAGAUUGAGCGGACCAUUGCCGAGUUCACCGCCAAUCUCCCCUAUCAUCAAUCCCCCUCUACCUCUUCCAUGACCCUCGACUCUGGCGCAGUGUAUGCCGUCACUGGGACGACUGGGUCGUUGGGCUCGUUUUACAUCUCUUUACUCCUGCGCGAGCCAGACGUCCAUAAGGUGUACCUGCUCAACCGAUCGAGCAAAUCGGCGACUGUUGAACAGAGGCAGAAAGACUCCUUCUUAGACAAAGGUCUUGAUUAUGGGGUGGUUGACCAGGCAAUUGCUAAUGGUCGAGCUGUAUACCUCGAGAUCGACUUGAGCCGGAAGGAUCUAGGCUUAAGCCAGAAGGCGUAUAAGCAGUUGCGCUCCGAAGUCACGCACAUCGUACACAAUGCUUGGCUGCUGAAUUUCAACCUCAUAUUGCCUUCAUUCAAGACCCAUGUUGCCGGUGUGCGUAACAUCAUAGAUCUCUCGCUCUCGUCUCCACGCCCUGCUCCUCCACAUGUCACCUUCAUCUCCUCCGUUGCAGCCGCAGGACGAUACCCCGGCCCCAAUUCCGUACCAGAAGCACCUAUUUCUUCAUCGCACAUAUGUCUUGAACAAGGUUAUGCUCACUCUAAGUAUGUCGCUGAGAAGAUACUUGAAGAAGCUGUGAAGCAGCGAUCCGACUUCCGUGCAACUAUUAUCAGGACUGGUCAGCUAUCUGGAGCCGAGGAAACCGGCGCCUGGGCAAGGUCAGAAAAUAUGCCUAUCUUGUUCCAGAGUUGUUUGCAGCUUGGAAUCGUGCCAGAAGAUCUUCCGCCAGUGCGCUGGCUUCCCGUGAAUGUAGCUGCCGAGAUCCUCAAUAAAGAGGUUUCUUUCAGCUCGGCCGCGACAUUUGAAGGAUCCAGGAUCCAAUUCUACAGCCUUGAUAACGGACUCUCCGCACCGUGGUCUCUGAUCGCUCACGCGCUUGUGACAUCCCGCCCCGAAAACCUCAGGCUCGUCACUAUGGAACAGUGGCUUGAUCAAGUGAUGGCCAACCCUGAUACGCCUGCAGCGAAGCUUCUCGAGUUUUUCAAAGACUUGCAUGGAGGCGAUAUCAUUCAAGGAUUAGACGUCACGCGUGCCAGGCAAGUGGCAGGGGAUAUUGUGGAUUAUGAGAUCAGGACGGAUUUGGUGACGAAAUACGUUAAUUAUGCUACAGCAUAG
Heterobasidion irregulare TC 32-1 is the source of this 3297-nucleotide messenger RNA. It is a transcript of the gene nps6, whose product is annotated as tridomain enzyme adenylation-thiolation-dehydrogenase. NCBI's taxonomy places the organism in Eukaryota, Fungi, Basidiomycota, Agaricomycetes, Russulales, Bondarzewiaceae. Bases 1 to 3297 code for a protein of 1098 amino acids. Gene Ontology annotation, molecular function: phosphopantetheine binding. The record is from RefSeq and is a predicted model, not a curated record. The transcript is spliced from 9 exons.